AUUGUGGUCGAUCAUGAACGUGCCCUCUGUCUACACACCAGGGUCACAGUGAUUUCUUCAUGCGUGAAUCAGAGAUGUUCAGACAUGGAAGAUGUCAACGCUAAUAUGAUGGAGGCGUACGAGAAGCCCCUCUCACUCUGGCGUUUGGUGGAGGAGUUGGUGUCCCCGGGAGAAAGACCGGACAUUCGAGAUAUCCUCGGUUCCUCCCUGAUCGAGCAGAGUCUGGAAUUGCAUGAAGAGGUGGAUAACCUUCUAAGCAUAUGGCAGGACUAUCGGGCGGAAACGGAUGACGACAUCCCCGCGUCUCCUGUCAAUCUUCUCCCGGAGCCACCAGGGAUGAGGGAGAAUCUGAAAACCCACAUCAGGAUGCUGCUUGAGUGUGUGCGGGAGAAGGCAAAGGAGGAGGGAAGAGACGUGGAUGGCCUUCUUUCAAGACACAACAGCGAUAUUUUGGACUACGUCAAUGAUGAACUGCCCAGAAAUACUAGUCCAGGACUAGGCUUCCCGAGACCUGGUAGUUCUAGGAGCAGUAGAGAUGGAAGAGAAACUCCCAUGAGGAUGACGCCAAGCAGUGACAGUGAUGGAAUGUCAGCCACAUCAACAGUCAGUGACCAGGUAGAUGCUGUCAAGGACCAACUCAACAUACUACGGAUAGAUGAGGUUACAAACCAACUCAGAUCCAUGUUAGAGGAUGAGAUCUCCCAGCUUCUUAAGGAUUCAGUAUUCCUUCAGGGAUGUCUGGAAGAUGAGAGUGAUUACAGGAGCCAGUCAAGGAUGUCCAUAGUCAGCAGAGAGCCUUCUAUACAAGAAUUGAAGGAGGAGAGAAAGAAACUGGAGAAAGAGGUCCAGAGUGCCCCUCCCCCAACCUCUGUUGGUGUCAUGAAUUCUGUGAGGACACGGAAUAAAAGCUUGCCAAACUCGCCUAAUCGGAGACUUCCAAGUCCUCUUAGUCCGACGACUUCUGGUAGUGCCAAGCUCCGUCCAUCACCUCCUCCAUCGGCCGGUAGCGCUGGGAGAGUUGCACCUGUCAAAGCAAUCCACAAGAUGCCACCGUCCCGUCGUGCCACCGACCCCGACCUGUCCCAAGAAACAAACUCAAAUAGAACUAGCAGUGCUGGCACUAAGCCAUCUAUUUCGUCCAGGAGCGAACUGUCAAAUAAACCGAGGUCUCCGAUCUCGAGCUUGCGCGGUGGCGGGCCGGACUCGCCAACGAGGAUGCAACCGUCACCACCAUCUUCGGCAAGGCCUCCUGCAGGAAGGUCCGGGAGCGGGGGAUCAGGGAGGUUCAGGCACAGGGUACUUGAUGCAAAGCAGAGUAGGUGAUAUCACGCUUCAAAACAUGCGCAGUUUGUGUGUGCUUGCUCAAGUCCCUUGAGAAAGCGGAAUUAGAUGCUUCAAAUGCGUUUUAUCUUGCUCGGAUCUCAGAAGAAGUAAGACUGGUGUUUCAAAGACAUGCACAGAAUGCUUGAACAUGUUGAAGUCUCGAGAGAAGUCAAACUUGAUGAUUCAAAGAUGUCUACAGGAUGUGUGAUCCUGCUCGAGUCUUUGGAAAAGUCAGAAUACGAUGCUUCAAGGACAUGUUCAGGACGUGUGAUCCUGCUGAAGUCUCAGAAGAAGUUGGAAUUUGAUCAUUCAAAGGUGUGUCCAGGAUUUAUGGGAUGCCAUUGGCAUUUAUUGAAGAAGUCUGAAUCAAUUCUUUCUGGUAACAUGGGAGGUUCUUAAAUAUGUUUUUGUAUUGAGUUUUUACAGACGUGAGUUAAUCAGAUGCAGAUAUUUACACGAGCGGACUGUCACUUCCCCGUAGAAGGUAUUCUGACUUGAACUGUGUGCUUUCGGGAAUAAAGACAGACAGCUCGACCAAUAGACAAACUCACUCUAUGCCACCCUAUGUAAUGCCAGAUUGAUGAUUGCCACUUAUUGGUCAAGUGGCUUUUAAGGUGUGAAAGUCGAUUAGAGUUUCUUUGUCUAACGGAACCGAGUCAUCACUGCUUUUUACGUAUGUUUUGGA
Molecule: messenger RNA, 2008 nt
Organism: Lytechinus variegatus (green sea urchin)
Lineage: Eukaryota; Metazoa; Echinodermata; Echinoidea; Temnopleuroida; Toxopneustidae
Product: coiled-coil domain-containing protein 24-like
Exons: 8
Source: RefSeq, a predicted model, not a curated record